UUCAGCCCGAGCAGGAUGGCGACGGAGCUGGACGCGGAAGGACGCGCGGCGGCGCGGCCGCUGCUCACUGACCUCUACCAGGCCACCAUGGCACUGGGCUACUGGCGCGCCGGUCGGGCCGGUGAGCCCGCCGAGUUCGAGCUUUUCUUCCGCCGCUGUCCGUUCGGCGGUUCUUUCGCCCUGGCCGCGGGCCUGCGUGACUGCAUGCGCUUCCUGCGGGCCUUCCACCUGCAGGACUCAGACGUGCAGUUCUUGGCUUCUGUGCUACCCCCAGACACGGACCCCGCAUUCUUCGAGCACCUUCGUGCGCUAGACUGCUCUGGGGUGACGGUGCGGGCCCUGCCGGAGGGCUCCCUCGCCUUCCCCGGCGUGCCGCUGCUGCAGGUGUCCGGGCCGCUGCUGCUCGUGCAGCUGCUGGAGACGCCGCUGCUCUGCCUGGUGGGCUACGCCAGCCUCGUGGCUACCAAUGCAGCUCGCUUCCGCCUAAUUGCAGGGCCGGAUAAAAAGCUGCUGGAGUUCGGCCUGCGGCGAGCUCAGGGCCCAGAUGGAGGUCUCACAGCCUCCACCUACAGCUACCUGGGCGGGUUCGACAGCAGCAGCAACACGCUUGCUGGACAAUUGCGGGGUGUGCCUGUGGCAGGGACUCUGGCCCAUUCCUUCGUUACUUCGUUUUCCGGUAGUGAGGUGCCUCCUGACCCGAUGCUGGCUCCAGCUGCUGGUGAGGGCCCCAGGAUCAACUUGGCUGCCAGUGUAAAUUUGUGGCUAGAGCGCGUGUGCACCCACCUGGGGCUGGAGGUGCAGGAGCCACAUUCUGGGGAGCGGGCAGCUUUUGUGGCCUAUGCCCUGUCCUUUCCUCGGGCUUUCCAGGGCCUGCUGGAUUCCUACAGUGUGCGCAGGAGUGGUCUUCCCAACUUCCUGGCAGUGGCCCUGGCAUUGGGGGAGCUGGGCUACAGGGCAGUGGGCGUGAGGCUGGACAGUGGUGACCUGCUUCAGCAGGCUCAGGAGAUCCGUGGGCUCUUUCGAAACAUUGCUGCCAAGUUCCACAUACCCUGGCUGGAAUCUGUUCCCAUUGUCGUCAGCAACAACAUUGAUGAGCUAGAGUUGGCCCGACUGGCCCAGGAGGGCAGUGAGGUGAACGUCAUUGGCAUUGGCACCAGUGUGGUCACCUGUCCCCAGCAGCCUUCCCUGGGCUGUGUCUACAAGCUGGUGUCUGUGGGAGGCCAUCCUCGAAUGAAGCUGACUGAGGACCCAGAAAAGCAAACACUGCCAGGGAGCAAGGCUGCUUUCCGGCUCCUGGGCUCUGAUGGGUCUCCACUAUUGGACCUGCUGCAAUUGUCAGAAGAACUGCCACCCCAGGCUGGACAGGAACUAAAGGUCUGGCCUAAAGGAGCCCAAGAGCCCUACACUAUAAGGCCAGCCCAAGUGGAGCCACUGCUGCGACUCUUCUUGCAGCAGGGACAGCUGUGUGAGCCACUUCCAUCUCUGGCAGAGUCCAGAGCCUUCGCCCAGCAGUCCCUGAGCCACCUCAGUCCUAAGAACAGGUGGCUGUGGAGCCCUGAAGCAUAUCAGGUCGCACUAUCAGAAAAGCUUCACACGCUGGUGGACAGUCUGAGUGCUGGAGAUUCCUUGUGAGAGUUGUGGUUGGAGGCUGCCUAGAAACAACAUGACCCACUGUGUUCCCACCUU
Messenger RNA from Jaculus jaculus (lesser Egyptian jerboa), 1686 nucleotides. It is a transcript of the gene Naprt, whose product is annotated as nicotinate phosphoribosyltransferase. The coding region runs from base 16 to 1632 and encodes 538 amino acids. Gene Ontology annotation, molecular function: nicotinate phosphoribosyltransferase activity. Gene Ontology annotation, biological process: NAD+ biosynthetic process. NCBI's taxonomy places the organism in Eukaryota, Metazoa, Chordata, Mammalia, Rodentia, Dipodidae. The transcript is spliced from 13 exons. The record is from RefSeq and is a predicted model, not a curated record.